AUGUACCGGCAUGGGAAAGCGGGCGUGAAGAAUGAUCCACGCCCAGACAUCGGUCAUCGGUGCUGGAUGCCCUCCGCCGACGACUUCGCGCCGACUUUUGAGUUCGACUCGUCCUCGCCGCCGGUGGAGGCACCCGACGCCUGGCCAUCCACCAGCCCACCGCAACCUGCUAAGAGCAAGAAGAAGAAGAAGGGCAAGGGCAAGAAGCAUGAGUCUCGGGAAGACGGUGACGAGUCAUCCUCCUAUCCAAAAUCGAUAACACCAUCUCCACCGGUCGGUCAUGAAGGACCUUCAAAGGUUGAUUACAACAGGGUGGAGCCUGCACCAGCACACCUAGUCGAUGUCGCGCCAGACAGCUCACCCGAAGAUUUGUUACUAGAGGAUCAUGAUGUAUCUGAUCUUCCACCGCAGAGGCCGCCAACAGAGGCAGCUGCUGCGAACAGCUCGCCUUCGACAGCACAGCCAUCAGCAAAAUCUCCCAAACCUGCCAUCGUAUCACCUCAACCCCGUCCGGCGAGCAUAUACAGCCCUCGCGAUCGCCGAGACAGUCCAGCAGCAAUUCGGACUCCUUCAAUACCCGUACAGAGCUCGCGAAGAGAGUCGUUUGCAACCCAGCAGCCGGUGCGGCCAGGCUUCGUCGAUCCACCACCACCACACAUGCCGCAAGCGCACUACUUCUCUCUCCCAGAUUUAGGGCUUGGCUUCAACCAGAAGCAGGAGACUGGCAAACCCGCCGGCUCGAAUGGAUAUUGCUGUCGUCUUGACUCGCUCGCCGACGGAGGUGAUGUGGCAUCAACAAAGAAGGCGCGUGAUGCCUUACUCGUAGGCUGUGAAGGCGGACUAGAGGUGUUCCGCAUUCUGCCCAACAAGCUUGAAGUUAUAGGUCGCCUUGAAGGCCUUUCUGGGGCGGUAAUUGGGGCCAAGAUUCUGCCGCACAAUGAUCGGACGGAUCCCUUGCAAGCUCUGCGACCGUUGGUAGCGGUGAUUUUGCACGGACAAAUCGUUGAUCCGAGCGAUGAAGAUGGACUGCAGAAUCAAGGGACAGCAUCGCGGUACUUUCAGACUGUGGUCGAGGUAUACUCGUUGCAAACACAGCACUACAUUGCGACGCUAUAUCGCAGUGCGCCUGUGGCGUUGGAGAAGCCCGCGGUCGGGCAGGUGUCGUCGCUUCCUCCGCCCGUGGGAGACCUCCAUGUCGAUGCAUCCGGUCGUUUCAUCACAAUCAGCUCCGGGAUAAGUGGUGAAAUCUGGGUCUUCACCGCAACGCCAAAUACCGGACUCGACGUGGCCCAAUACCGAUGCAUUGGCAAGUUCUGGACUGUGCUGUCAACGGGGACGACUGGCGCGAAAGAUGGCAGCACGAUUGACCAUGAGGCUACAGAAUCGCCACACGCGCCGAUCUACAGCUUGAGCCGACGUUGGCUUGCGAUUCUGCCGCCGUCUUCCAGCUCGAACAUUUCAAUUCAGGGUGCGCCGUUACUGUCCGAGAUCAACCCCAGUCCGCCUGGUGUAGGAUCUCAUGCAGCGCCGGGCCAACCCUCCGUAACUUGUGAUGUCGUUGAUACUGAUAUAGAAGGGACGUGGAGUCGGCUAGGGAGACAGGCUGCACAAGGGCUCGUGAAAUACUCUCAGAGAGGCAUAGAAAUGGGCUUGCAAGGGUGGAAGGAACUGACUCAACCUUCACCGCCGAAUGCACGGCAACUCCAGGAACGCGCCAAUGCCAAUGAUGAAUUCCCACCCACUAAGGCCUUUUCUGACGAUCCCAGUCGCGCCGCAAAAGAACCCGCUCUGGUAUCGAUCAUCGAUUUGCAGUCCCUCCUGCAGUGGGAGGCGCUCAAACCAAAACACGCUCCUUCUCCAAUGGCUACUUGCGCGCUGGUCGAGGGCUGCAAGUUUCUGUCUCUGUCGUGCACAGGGAUGCGACUAUUGACGACGAGCCGCAAAGGAGAAACCUCGACGGUUUGGGAUCUUCGACAAGCCGCCCACGGCGUGCCCAGACAUCGUAGCAUGCGUGAAGACGAUGUCAGCACGAGUCCGUGCAUCAGACAGCUGCAGAGAAUCGUACGCAACACUCCAUCCACCAUUCUGGACUGCGCGUGGUCAACGAAUGACGAUGCAUUAGCGUUGCUCACCGCGCAUGGGACUGUACACCUGCACGAAGUAGUCACUGUAGCUCCACUGAGGAAACGCAAGCGAACUGGCACUGUCACCGCACCGAAGAUUGAGAAAGCAGAUGCCACCGUGGGCCUGUCCGAAGGGCUUUCACCACCAAGUAGUAAUCAUGGAUUUCUCGGCAGCAUCAAGUCGAGCUGGUCAGCCGUCAGCACUCAAGUGAGCUCAAUACGUGGUAGCAAUCCUUCUACGGGGCUUGGAAUACCGACUACCUUUGCAGGAUUCCGCGAGGCUACUGCUGCUGCAGGCAACGCCGGGUCGCGAGCUGUCGCGAGAGGGCUGAGCCAGGGUUAUACUGCUGCUAAGGGUGGUGCGAGCGAUUAUUGGCAUGCCGACGACAACAAAAUCCGGCAUACAAAGGCAUUGCAAGAGCCACACUCGGCAAGGUCUCUGGCUUGGAUCAAGCGAAACAAUACGGUCUCGAUCGCCAUCGUUUGCGGUGGAACCGUCCACAUCCAUCCUGUCCAGCAUGUGGUCAGACGCAAAGGAGACGAUGUUGUGAGUGGCCUCAAACACGAGAAAUACGCCCACAAAGCAUUUCCACUGCCGCGAAUCCACACGCGUGCGGAAGUGAGAGACAACGCCUCUAUCAAGCCUGACACGUGUGCCAGCGAGGGCCCUCAUGGCUUCUGGAGCCUCAAGCAUUCAACAUCAUCACCGCCUGUCGGUACACAGCAUACAAGAUCUGCCGCAGGACCGGACAGUGACGUGGAGACGAACCCGCCAUAUUGUCCAUUCCAUGUCGACUCUCGCGUCAGCAUCUUUACGUACGAUCAAAAUCGCAGUGGCAGUCAAAUAGGUCCUACGACGGCGUACGAGCAGUUCAAGAGCCAAGGCCAUGGAUCAUCCGUCGAAACGCCAUGGACAUUUGGUGGACCGCUACCACCAAGCAUCAAGCUGAACGACCGCCAAUCAGACGAUGCCGAGUACAGCGACUUUGAUGCACCGGGCGGCGAUCUCGAAGACGAAGACGAGCACGAUGUUUCCAGCCAGAUGGAAAGCAAGUUGACAAUCAAGUCCGCGCGCCGGAGAAGCGAAGAAGUCGGCGACAUCCGCAUCAACACUCGUCGAAGGCAGGGUAAAGCGAAUGGUGGCGUGUCGCAUAGCGUUGGCAGAGCUGAUGGCGAGUUCGAGGUGUUCGAGGAGGAUGCAAGAGCCUGGUGA
This is a messenger RNA of Zymoseptoria tritici IPO323, 3336 nucleotides long. RefSeq lists its product as uncharacterized. The transcript has 3 exons. Gene Ontology annotation, cellular component: cytoplasm. The record is from RefSeq and is a predicted model, not a curated record. Lineage: Eukaryota; Fungi; Ascomycota; Dothideomycetes; Mycosphaerellales; Mycosphaerellaceae. Bases 1 to 3336 code for a protein of 1111 amino acids. Gene Ontology annotation, biological process: response to starvation; autophagy. Gene Ontology annotation, molecular function: protein binding.